Molecule: messenger RNA, 2239 nt
Organism: Clarias gariepinus (North African catfish)
Lineage: Eukaryota; Metazoa; Chordata; Actinopteri; Siluriformes; Clariidae
Gene: grk5
Product: G protein-coupled receptor kinase 5
Exons: 16
Coding region: 185-2005 (606 amino acids)
Biological process (GO): regulation of signal transduction; protein phosphorylation; signal transduction
Cellular component (GO): cytoplasm
Molecular function (GO): ATP binding; G protein-coupled receptor kinase activity
Source: RefSeq, a predicted model, not a curated record
AGUAUGAGGCACACUGAUAGACCUGACACCAUGGAUAUCUGUUUCGGAAAGUGAUUACCUUUUAGGAAUGUGAAGCUAUCUUUUGCUCUCUGUCAUUAGAAUCUCACUUCAGAGGCAUAAACAUAAUUUGAGAAAAAAAGAGUCCAGAUUUAUUGUGUCCGCUGAUUGCUGGCACCUUGUAGUGAUGGAAAUCGAGUCUAUGGUAGCGAACACCGCACUGAUCAGGGCUAGAGAAGCUGGUGGUGGCAAACACAAAGGCAGAAGCAGGAGAUGGAAGGAGCUGCUGCAAUUUCCUCAUAUUAACGAGGGUGCCGAGCUGGAAAGAACGAUUGAACGAGACUACUACAGCUUGUGUGUGGAACAGCCCAUAGGAAAGGCAUUAUUCCACCUCUACUGUGAGACAAAACCAGACCUCAAAUGUUGUAUCGACUUCCUGGAGGAAACGGAAGAUCAUGAGUUCUUACCAGACGAGAAAUGGAAGAGCUUUGGGAAUGAAAUAAUUUCAAAGUAUUUCAACACAGAGUCUCCUCAAUUUGUGCAGGAGAUUCCAGAUUACCAUCGGAACACAUGCAAGCAGAACCUGGAGUCCGACAUUAACUACAGUCUCUUCAACGACUGCAGAAAGACACUACAUAACUAUUUAGCCGGAGAACCUUUCAAAGAUUAUCAGAAGAGCAUGUAUUUUGACCGUUUCCUGCAGUGGAAGAUGGUUGAAAGAUACCCAGUCACCAGGAGCACAUUUCGAGAAUACCGGGUUUUGGGAAAAGGAGGCUUUGGAGAGGUGUGCGCAUGCCAGGUUCGGGCAUCUGGCAAAAUGUACGCCUGCAAGAAAAUGGAAAAGAAGCGCAUCAAGAAGCAGAAGGCAGAAAUUUUCGCUCUCAAUGAGAAGCAAAUUCUGGAGAAAGUUAACAGCAGAUUUGUGGUCGGCUUGGCUUACGCAUAUGAGACCAAGGAUUCUCUUUGCCUGGUGCUGACACUAAUGAAUGGAGGAGAUCUGAAAUUUCAUAUAUAUAAAAUGGGCAUUCCAGGGUUUACCAAGGACAGGGUGCAGUUUUAUGCAGCCGAGGUCCUUUGUGGAUUGGAGCACCUUCACCAAAACAAAGUUAUUUACAGGGAUUUAAAGCCUGAAAAUAUCCUCUUGGACGAUAACGGACACAUACGUAUAUCAGACUUUGGAUUGUCAGUAAUCGUACCAGAAGGAGAGCUAAUUCGUGGAAGAGUGGGAACGGCCGGAUACAUGGCUCCAGAAGUUAUCAAUGACAAACACUACGGUGUCAGUGUUGACUGGUGGGGACUUGGCUGUCUCAUCUACGAGAUGACCGCAGCGUCUCUUCCCUUCCGAGAGCGUACCGAGCGGAUACACCGGAAGGAAGUCGAGAAAAGAGUGCUAGAGAUGACAGAGGACUAUGGAGUCAGGUUCACAUUGGACACGAAAGAUAUCUGUCAAGCGCUCUUGGCCAAAAAGCCAAAGAAAAGACUGGGAUGCGGCCCUGGUGGUGUAAGUGACAUAAAAACUCACCCCUUCUUCAAGGACAUCAACUUCAGACAGUUAGAGGCUGGAAUACUCGUACCCCCUUUUGUGCCAAAUCCAAAAGCUGUGUACUGCCAGGACGUCGUGGAUAUCGAUCAAUUCUCGACAGUGAGGGGAGUCAACCUUGAUGUGACAGAUGAAGACUUUUACAGCAAGUUCAACUCCGGCAGCAUUUCCAUUCCAUGGCAAAAUGAGAUGAUCGAGACGGGGUGCUUUAAGGAUCUCAAUGUUUUCGGGCCCAAAGGCACGAGGACGCCAGAUCUUGAUCGUACCCUUCACGUCGGCCAGAAAACCAAAUCUUUCCAUAAAAUCGCCCGCCAACCAAAGUCAAGCACACGACCUAGGCUGAUUGACAGGAUUUUUAAAAAACAUCACCAAGACGAGGCCACUGAGAAGAUCAGACAAUCAAGGAAAAAAUCACAAUGCACAGACCAUCGAAUGACCUUAUUAGACUCCACAGACGACUCAUUGUAAAUACAUACAAUGUAUAUUAAAAAACAUUGUUUCCUCAGAGAGAGAGAAAAAUGUAAUAAAAGUUUAUGAAAAUGCUCGUGCCUAGUUAGUUAAAAGAUUUAACUAGGUUUUAACCUAUCAGGCUUGGUGCUGAUGUUUCAUGGAUCGCUUUCAAAGUAAAUACAUGCCUUGUUUUAUGAUUGCUUUGUUGUUGUUCAAUUGUUUUAUACUGUUACAUUUAAAUAUAUGACUGAA